AAUAAUGACCGCCCGAUCUGAAAUCUGUGGCUGGAUUUAAGAAUCCCCAAAUCCCGGAGACUAUGCCCAAAACCCUCGCUCGCGCUUAAAAGAGAGAGAGAGAGAGAGAGUUGAAUGAUGAAUGCUUCUGUGAGGACGAUAGAGAAAUUCAUUCCUUUUCCAUACUCCAUCAAACAAAUCUCACGUAGGUGUUCUCCAGUAGGGGGUUUCCCUUCUUUGUAUCAGAGGAGAUUUCUUGGAUCUAAAUUGAGCCGAAUGUCCGAAAAUUCGGUCAGGUGUGACUUGGGUCUUCAGCCUAAGGCCGAAUGCGUCUUCCCGGCAUCUGAUGAUCACAUUGAAGAAGCAAUUGAUGCGAUCAAAGCUGGGAAAGUUAUCGCGGUUCCAACAGAUACUAUUUAUGGAUUCGCUUGCGAUGCGUGGUUAGUGUUUUCGGAAGCGGUUAAUCGUAUCUACGAGAUUAAAGGACGUAAGCAUACAAGUCCUCUGGCAAUUUGUGUUGCUGAUGUCCCUGAUAUUUCACGGUUUGCCCUUGUGGAUCACUUACCCCAUGGUUUGCUUGAUAGUCUACUUCCUGGACCAGUUACUGUUGUUCUAAAACGAGGUGAAUCUAGCAUUUUGGAGAAGUCCCUUAACCCCGGUUUGGAUAGUAUUGGGGUCCGCGUGCCGGACUUUGACUUUAUUCGAGCCAUUGCUCGUGGUGCUAAAAGUGCUUUGGCGCUCACAAGCGCCAACCUUAGUGGGCAGCUGAGUAGUGUCAGUGUCAAAGAUUUUGAGAAUCUUUGGCGACACUGUGCUUUUGUUUACGAUGGUGGCCUGCUUCCUUCUGGACGAGCUGGUUCUACGGUGGUUGAUCUAAUAAAGCCAGGAGCAUAUAAAAUUUUGAGAAAUGGAAGUGCAUUGGAGGAAACAACAGCGAUCCUUCAGAAAUUCGGCCUAGAAGAAACACCUUGAUGUUGAAUAGAAAGGUUGAAUCUGCCCUUGUUGUUAGACAUAGCUUUCUUGCCAUUUUACCUUCUUUUACGACAAACCAAUUGUAAGGAAAAACAAUUUGACUUAAAUUUGAUGAAAGUGAUUUCACACCGGUGGCGGUUGACAAAAACAUGUUCUCUUCUGUACCAAGAAAAAACUUCUAUUUUUUUCAGAUUUUAUUUGUACAAGGACAUAACCUUCCAUUAAAUGGAUCGAGUUUAAAAAGAGAGACCUUUGGUAUAGUGCAUUUCAUCUGAGUGUUCGUUGAUUUUGUUUGUAUCACUUAGGUGUUCUGAGGUCACUCUUCACAUUUUUCGUAAGAAACUUCGAUAAAUAGUGUCAUAUAUAUGCUUAAAUCAAAUUUACUUGACCAUAUCCUUGGAAGCAGUGUUUCCUCAUAUAAUUUUUUUUCUUUCUCGGCCACUUUGUUCGCUUUAGUCUUAUGUACAUGGUGUUGUCUAUAAAAAAUAGUGUAGUUGAUAUGAGUAUGCUCUCUUCCAUGUUUUAAGGUCUGUUUGGCUAGCUAGAGCUUCUGCUGCUGCUGCAGUGAAAAGCUGUUGUGGGAAAGCUUAUUUAGGCGUCCCAACUGCCUUAAGAAUAGAACUUUUUUUACUUGGCUUUUCAAUGCAUUUUGAGUUAGCUCCACGGAUUAUUACUUUCUUCGAUAAAUGUCCUUAUAAAGCUAGAUGGAACUUUAUAUUUAAUGAUGUAUAAGGACAUGACAUGACUUUUUCUUGGUCACUAAAUCUUAUCAGCAUGCUUUGAUCUCAUCAUUAGCAUCUGACCCAUCCUAUGGGGCAAAAGUAAAGUAUCCUUUUAUUUUAUGUUUAAGAUAUCUAUCUCAUAUGUAUUAGGAAUCAAGUGCUCUGAUCUUAAAGCAACCAAAAACACUGGCCUAAUGUCAUAAUGAUAGCAUGUUUGGACCCCAUAAAAAAAGUGACACCCACAACCAUGGACAUCCUCUUUGGAAUUUAUUAUUGUCUUAUCUCACAUCUGAAAAAUUGAAUGAUCCCCUCUUCUAAUGUCCUAGUUCAUGCUGAAUAGCUUUUUAUGGGUCUUCUUCCUAAACAUCUGAGCCAUAGGAACAUGUACAUAACAGAAUACGAGAAUUUUCACCUUGUUGAAUAUAUUGUAGAAAUCAUGUGUUUUCUGUACUGGCUAAAUAUAGAUGCAUUCAUACCUGCAUACACACAUAAUUUGCUUGUCGAAUAAUUUGUAUAGAUGUGUUUUUUGUAACUGCCCGGUGCUGAAACACGUUUUCUUCUCA
Molecule: messenger RNA, 2236 nt
Organism: Ananas comosus (pineapple)
Lineage: Eukaryota; Viridiplantae; Streptophyta; Magnoliopsida; Poales; Bromeliaceae
Product: yrdC domain-containing protein, mitochondrial
Exons: 5
Coding region: 115-951 (278 amino acids)
Biological process (GO): regulation of translational fidelity
Cellular component (GO): cytoplasm
Molecular function (GO): nucleotidyltransferase activity; double-stranded RNA binding; tRNA binding
Source: RefSeq, a predicted model, not a curated record